Onthophagus taurus is the source of this 1455-nucleotide messenger RNA. RefSeq names its product dolichyl-diphosphooligosaccharide--protein glycosyltransferase non-catalytic subunit Ost48 (gene Ost48). NCBI's taxonomy places the organism in Eukaryota, Metazoa, Arthropoda, Insecta, Coleoptera, Scarabaeidae. Gene Ontology annotation, cellular component: endoplasmic reticulum membrane; oligosaccharyltransferase complex. The record is from RefSeq and is a predicted model, not a curated record.
UCUUGUACCGGUAGACGUGGUGACGUGUGUUUAAUUUUUGAAAAUGAAUCUACAUAUUUCCGUGUUAUUACUUUUCGUGUCAAUAUUAGGGGCGAACGCCUCUUCUAAAAGCACUCUAGUCCUAUUAGAUAACCAAGUUAUCAAAGAAACACAUUCGAUGUUCUUUAAAUCUUUACAAGAAAGGGGUUAUUCGUUAACGUUUAAAAUAGCUGAUGAUGCUGCAUUAACUUUAUCGAAAUAUAACGAAUAUUUGUAUCAAAAUUUAAUUAUUUUCGCACCAAGUGUUGAAGAAUUUGGUGGUUCAUUAUCGGUGGAGACUAUUACUCAAUUUAUUGAUGAAGGAGGUAACGUUUUAAUAGCUGGUAGUAGUUCUACAGGGGAUGUAUUGAGAGAACUCGCUUCUGAAUGUGGUUUUGAGGUUGAUGAAGAAGGAGCUUAUGUAAUUGACCAUCUUAAUUAUGACAUCACAGAUGAUGGUGAACACACAAAAAUUGUUGUACCUUCUGAUAAUCUUAUUGAUGCAUCAAUAAUUGUUGGUGAUAAAAAAGAAAUUUCUCCCUUACUUUACCAAGGUACUGGAUUAUUGGUGGAUCAAGAAAACGUUUUAGUGUUACCUUUAUUAACCGGGGAUAGCACCUCAUAUAGUUACAACCCAAAUCAACCUAUUAAAGAGUAUCCUCAUGCUAUUGGGAAAAGCACCGUUUUAAUUGCAGCUUUACAAGCCCGAAACAAUGCUCGAGUUGUUUUUAGUGGUUCCUUAUCUUUCUUUUCUGAUGAAUUCUUUACUGCGGGCGUUCAAAAAUCGCAAGGUGGUGAAAAGUUUGACAAAUCUGGAAACCAAUUAACUGCUAUGGCUAUUAGUCAAUGGGUUUUUAAGGAAACCGGCGAAUUAAGAGUUAAAAGUAUUAAACAUCAUAAAAUUGGUGAAAAGGAAGCUCCUGGAGAUUACACAAUCAUGGAAGAAGUGAUUUAUACCAUUGAAAUUGAUAUUUUCGAUAAAACCAACUGGAUCCCAUACAAAGCUACAGAUAUUCAAUUAGAAUUUGUAAGAAUUGAUCCGUUUAUUAGAACAACAUUGAAGCAUACAAAAGAUGGUCUUUAUGAGGCUAAAUUUAAAAUACCCGAUGUUUAUGGGGUUUACCAAUUUAAAGUAGAUUAUAACCGGGUGGGAUACACGCGUUUAUAUAGUACGACUCAAGUUUCUGUUCGACCGUUACAACAUACUCAAUAUGAAAGGUUUAUUCCAAGUGCUUAUCCUUAUUAUGUAAGCGCUUUUUCAAUGAUGUUUGGAUUGUUUGUAUUUUCGUUCGUUUUCUUGCAUUUUAAAGAUGAAUCAGUGAAGGGUUCAAAAGCUGAUUAAUAUUGAGGUUAUGGGGUUGUACCCAUUUUUUGAAGUUAAAUUCUAUUCAUUUUUUUUGUAAUAAAAGGAAAAUAAAUGAAAUUUUUAUUUAAAAA